Momordica charantia (bitter melon) is the source of this 2162-nucleotide messenger RNA. Its product is annotated as wall-associated receptor kinase-like 1. NCBI's taxonomy places the organism in Eukaryota, Viridiplantae, Streptophyta, Magnoliopsida, Cucurbitales, Cucurbitaceae. Gene Ontology annotation, biological process: protein phosphorylation; cell surface receptor signaling pathway. Gene Ontology annotation, molecular function: protein serine/threonine kinase activity; ATP binding. Gene Ontology annotation, cellular component: plasma membrane. The record is from RefSeq and is a predicted model, not a curated record.
AUGGUUUCUCUCCUCUUCUCCCUUUUCUUCUUUCCUCUCCAAUCCCUCUGCCAACAGCCUUACAUUGGAAAUCAAACCAAUUGUUCUAUGAAUGAUACUUCAACUUCCAAAGGUUACAUUUGCACUGAUUCCAUUUUCUCGUGUCAAUCCUAUUUGAUCUUCAGAUCCGACUCUCUAUUAUCUUAUGACUUGUAUCUCUUAAAUUUUACAUUGGGGAAAAAUACUUUGUUUAGAACUACCGCUGACUGUGGAUGUUGGGGUCUGUACUAUCACUAUAUCGCGUAUUACACUAUUAAAAAAGGCGAUAGUUAUGAAAAGAUAGUGAAUGAUAUUUUUCAAGGCUUCACGAGCUGCUCGGUGCUUAGAAGUGUGAGCCUCGAUUAUGCUAUUGAUAAUACUUCUUCGGUGGGCCGAAGGCUCCAAGUUCCCUUGGGAUGUGCUUGUCCUACGAAAGCUCAAAAGGCUAAGGGAGUUGAGUUCUUGGCUGUGUAUAUGCUGCAGCCAAACGAGAGCAUUGGAUCCGUUGCGAGGGAUUUUGGGGUUGAGGAAGAAGGCAUUUUGGAAGCGAAUAUGCUUUCGAUGUCGAGCCAAACCUUCCCAUUUACGCCUAUUUUGAUUCCAUUGAACAAAAAUGUGACUUGCAGGAUAGACCCUUCUUCAUACUACGACUGCAAUGCCAUUCCUCCUCCUACAAGCAAUGACAAUGACUAUAUUUUGUACAUCGUCUUGAUUGCAAUUGGAGGUGUGAUAGUAUUAGUAAGUUGUUUCUUUUGCGGAUGCAAAGGACAUCAACUACUGCUCCGGAAAAGAAGACGUAAGCUUCAUACGAAAAAGUUUUUCAGGCAAAAUGGUGGCCUCUUAUUGCAACAAAAACUACUUGAAAAUAGCGAGAGAGUAAAAAUAUUUACACACGAAGAACUUGAACAAGCAACGGAUAACUACAACGAAAGUAGAUUUCUUGGUCAAGGAGGGUAUGGCACAGUUUACAAAGGAAUGCUCAAUGACAACACUAUUGUUGCAAUCAAAAGGUCAAACCAAAUUGAAGCAAACUGGAUCGACCAAUUCAUUAAUGAAGUCAUUAUACUUUCUCAAAUUAACCACAGAAACAUUGUUAGGCUUCUGGGUUGUUGUUUAGAAACUGAGCAUCCGUUGCUGGUUUAUGAAUUUGUUUCGAAUGGGACGCUUUCUCACCACAUUAACCAGAAAGAUCAUGGAGAAUCACCUUCUCUUUCUUGGGAAACUCGUCUAAGAAUUGCAUCUGAAGUUGCAGGAGCUAUAUCUUACAUGCAUUCUACGGCUUCAACUCAAAUUUUUCACAAAGAUAUCAAGUCUUUAAAUAUACUUUUGGAUGACAAUUAUCAUACAAAAGUUUCUGAUUUUGGAACAUCAAGAUUUGUGUCAAGUGAUCAGUCUCACCUUACUACGAAAGUGCAAGGAACUUUUGGAUACAUUGAUCCUGAGUACUUCAGAUCAAGUCAUUACACUGAAAAAAGUGACGUUUAUAACUUUGGAGUCUUAAUGGUAGAGCUUUUAACUGGAAAGUCACCCGUCACAUUUGCAAAACAUGAAGGCAGGAAUCUAUUAGAAUACUUCAUUUCAUUGGAAAAGGCAAAUCAACUUGUUGAAAUUCUAGAUAUUGCAGUAGCCAAGGAAGAAAAGAUGGAGGUUGUUAAUGCUGUCGCAAAACUUACAACUAAAUGUUUAAGAUCCAAUGGGAAAGAGAGGCCUACCAUGAAACAUGUAUAUUUGGAACUAGAAAGAUCGAGGAAGCCUCAAAAUUGUUUAGCAAUUAUUGAAGAAAGUCAAUCAAUUACAACUUAUUCAUUGCUCUCUUAGGGUCUAGUGAUGAUGAGCUUCCAAGAUGACAGCACUAUCCUAUCCAUUGAAACUUAAUACUACAUGACCAUAUAAAACCUCGGGAUUUUAUGUUUAUAUAUGUUGGUCUCUAAAUAAUCUCUUAGUUUUUGUAAGCUUUGUGUAUAAACAUUUAUUGGCUGGUUUUAUUAUCUUUAUUAUCAUCUUCUUACUUGUAAUUAUUGUAUUAUUCUUGUAAUAUUUACCGUGGUUGAAUACAACAGAAACUAUGGGUAAAAGAGAGUACUUCGGUAAAGAGUUAGUUAUUAGGCUAAAGCUCUUUAAAUAGCUCAUUAUGUACUUCUGGA